Messenger RNA from Halteromyces radiatus, 2961 nucleotides. RefSeq names its product SNF2 family N-terminal domain-containing protein. NCBI's taxonomy places the organism in Eukaryota, Fungi, Mucoromycota, Mucoromycetes, Mucorales, Cunninghamellaceae. The transcript has 20 exons. Gene Ontology annotation, molecular function: metal ion binding; ATP binding; ATP-dependent chromatin remodeler activity. The record is from RefSeq and is a predicted model, not a curated record. Bases 1 to 2802 code for a protein of 933 amino acids.
AUGACAGGUAUUCGUCGCUCUUCUAGACUCAAUCCUUCCAAUACCAACAACACCUCUGUUGUCGUUCCUUCCAGUUCUGCCACAAAACGGAAACCCAUAUCCUCUCAAACAACUAAUGAUUCACUGGACGAUGAUCAAGUCUCUACUACUACUACUACUACAGCAAACAAUCUUCUAAACAUUGAAACAAGCGAAGACGAUGACGAUGACGACUUUGUUAUUUAUGUCCCAACUAGACGACGACAAAUCACAUCCUCCAAAGUUAUCAAACCACCAAUCACUCGCAGCAAACGCAUCAAAAUGGAACACAGUAUCCCAUCCCCAGAAGAAUCAAAUACUGGUGCUUCUGUAUCUUCCUCGUCUUCCUUAUCAUCCAUUGUUAAUACACCUAUUGAAACAUCUAUUUCUCACAAGCAAAAAAGUCAACGCGAGUCACCAUCCGCAGCAAUUAUAGACGCCAUACACCAAUUGAAAACGGAGGAUAAGGAUACAGAAGAUGAUGUCAAAAAGGAACUUCUAGCUACUCUCAAACAUGAUAUUGGACUUUUACCUGGUUCGCCAACCUCUCUAUCUUCGUCAUCAAUUCAUUAUUCACCAUCAUCUAUAGCAUCGUCCUCCUCGUCAUCGACAUAUCAGCAAGAAAGAAAACAACAGCAUGACUCGGAGUUGGAAUCCUUAAUACCCACUCCUGUCUCAGGAAGUCCAAUGCCACAAUCUGAUUCUGAAACAGCUAAUGAUGAGCUUGAAGAACUUGCCAAUACUGUUAACUAUCGUCGUCGUCGUCGUGGUCGUGGUCGUGGUGGCCGUGCUCCUGCCGAAAGAUUGAGCUGGUAUAAACGUACCAAUCUGAAACUUCUUGUUCAUCAUCCAGAAUUGAAAACUGUGUGGGAUUCCUUGGAAAAUGCUGAAGCAAUUCAAGUCACUCCUAUUGAACAACCAGAAUAUUUGAAAUUAUCUCUACUUCCCUUCCAAAAAUAUGGUGUUGCAUGGAUGAUGCAACAGGAAAAGAGAGAAGGUUUCAAAGGCGGAAUUCUUGCGGAUGAAAUGGGGAUGGGAAAAACUAUUCAAACAAUCUCAUUAUUAUUAAGUGACUAUGGCAAGAAGCCUAACCUUAUAGUGGCUCCUACUGUGGCAAUCAUGCAAUGGCAACAUGAAAUUCAAACUCAUACCAAGAACGACAUGAAGGUCUACGUUUUUCAUGGUAGCAAUCGCACAAAAAGUGUGAAAGAACUUGAAUCUUAUGAUGUAGUCAUUACCACUUACUCUGUUGCUGAAUCGUGCUUUAGAAAACAAGAAUAUGGUUUCAAACGUCAACAAAAUCUGGUCAAGGAAAUGUCUAUCCUCCAUAAGGUCCAAUGGCAUCGUAUAGUACUUGACGAAGCACACAAUAUCAAAGAUCGCUCUAGUAACACUGCAAGAUCUGUGUUUGGUUUGAAAAGUGAAUUCCGCUGGUCAUUAUCUGGUACUCCUUUACAAAACAGAGUAGGUGAAUUAUACUCUUUGAUUCGUUUCAUGCGUGCUGAUCCUUAUGGUUAUUACUAUUGCAAAUCCUGUAAAUGUAAGAAUUUGAACUGGAGAUUCUCCGAUAAGGCACACUGUGACGAAUGCAAACACACUCCUAUGGAUCAUGUCUGCUGGUGGAACAAUGAAAUCUUGAAACCUAUUCAAGCUCAUGGUUAUGUUGGUGAAGGACGUCAGGCUUUAGACAAGUUACGAUUGUUAUUGGAUAGAAUGAUGCUUCGACGUACAAAGGUCCAAUGUGCUGAUGAUCUUGGUCUUCCUCCUCGAACUAUUAUGGUCCGACGUGAUUUAUUCAACGAAGCUGAAGAAGAAGUUUAUCGUUCUCUAUUCUCUGAUACCGCCAGAAGGUUCAAUGAUUAUGUUGAAGAAGGAUCCGUAUUGAAUAAUUACGCCAAUAUAUUCGAAUUAUUAACCAAGAUGAGACAAUGUGCUAAUCAUCCUGAUUUGGUAACCAAGAAGAAAGGCAAUGCAGGCUAUAAACAACUUGUGUGUAUGCUUUGUAAUGAAACCCCAGAGGAUCCCAUUUCAUCAGCCUGUCGACAUACUUUUUGCCGUGAAUGUUGUAAACAAUAUCUACAAAGCUUUGAUGAUGUUAGUGGUGGAACAGCAAUGUCAUCUCCAAAAUGUCCUUCAUGUUAUGCGGAAUUCUCUGUGGAUUUGAGUCAACCUCCUUUGGAAAUCGAACUUGGUGAAGGAGAACAUCCAGCAUUCUCAAAAGCAAGUAUUGUCAAUCGAAUUGAUAUGGAAAAAUGGCGUAGCUCAUCCAAAAUCGAAGCUCUUGUGGAAGAAUUAUCCAAGCUACGAAGUGAAGAUCGAACUGUCAAAAGCAUUGUGUUCUCACAGUUUGUUAGUUUCUUGGAUUUGAUUUAUUGGCGUUUAUCUCGUAUGGGAUUUGCCUGUAUUCGACUUGAUGGCAGUAUGUCUCCAACACAACGUGCAGCAGCUAUUGACCACUUUACUGUCAAUCCUACUGUUACCGUCUUCUUAAUCAGUCUCAAAGCAGGGGGAGUUGCUUUGAAUCUUACUGAAGCCAGUCGUGUUUUUAUUUGUGAUCCUUGGUGGAAUCCGGCUGCCGAAUUACAAGCAAUGGAUCGUAUUCAUCGACUUGGACAAUAUCGACCUAUUCGAAUUACAAGAUUAGUUAUUGAAAAUAGCAUCGAAAGCCGUAUCAUCCAAUUACAAGAAAAGAAGACAGCUCUAGUAAACUCGACUAUUGAUAGGGAUCAGGCCGCAUUGGAACGUCUUACGGUGGAGGAUUUACAAUUCUUAUUUGCUAUGUAAUACGAGUACAUCACCUCUAUUUAGUUAUAGUUAUAGUAAAUAUUAUUUACCAUGAUGAUAGUACCUUUCUAUGAUAUCUUUUAUACAUUGUCCUCCCUUCUCUACCAUAUUUAGUCUCAUACUCUACUUCCCGUCUGAAGCGAAUAAAUUGAUUCUUAG